Messenger RNA from Micropterus salmoides (largemouth bass), 2096 nucleotides. RefSeq names its product cannabinoid receptor interacting protein 1b (gene cnrip1b). The coding region runs from base 194 to 682 and encodes 162 amino acids. Lineage: Eukaryota; Metazoa; Chordata; Actinopteri; Centrarchiformes; Centrarchidae. The record is from RefSeq and is a predicted model, not a curated record. Gene Ontology annotation, biological process: negative regulation of signaling receptor activity. The transcript has 3 exons. Gene Ontology annotation, cellular component: plasma membrane. Gene Ontology annotation, molecular function: type 1 cannabinoid receptor binding.
GCAUUGGUUGGGAUUAGGCCUGUGCUGCAGGCUGGACAGGAUUAACGGAGCGCAGUGUGGCGCCAUUCCCUGCGCUGUGCGCUCUGCUAUGGACUUCUCCGCGCGGCAUUUCUCCGUCAGCUUGGAUUGAUCGACAGCUGAGACCUAUAGCCCACACUCCGCAAUCCCUCUGAUCGUGGUGAUAUAUGGAAAUAUGGCCGACGUCCCUCAACUCGUCAAAAUUGGGAUUUCCUUGAAGAUGCUUCCCAACAAUACCGCAGUGUACUUCAAGUCCGACGGCGCCAGGUUUGGACAGACCCGGACCAUCAAGCUGCUGACGGGGUCCAAGUACAAAAUUGAGGUGGUCAUUAAACCAGGAGCGGUCGAGGCCACGUCAAUGAGUGUGGGUGGGGUGACCUUCCCCCUGGAGCAGCAGUCCAAAGACCCACAGUCAGUGGUCUAUACUGGGCAGUAUGACACAGAAGGGGUGGCACACACCAAGAGUGGAGAGAGGCAACCAGUUCAAAUCAACAUACAGUUCACAGAGGCGGGGAUGUUUGAAACGGUGUGGCAGGUGAAGUACUACAACUACAACAAGAGGGACCACUGCCAGUGGGGAAACAGCUUCAACAGCAUUGAAUACGAAUGCAAACCCAACGACACUCGUACACUCAUGUGGGUCAACAAGGAGAUGUUUGUUUGAUGCAGGAACAGCUUGACAUAUUUACUCUGCAAAAACACAAGAUGUGACGUUUCUGAUUGUCAGUAUGUCAUAUUGAAAUUAACAUUUGCUAUCUCUUCCUUUUGCUAAAAGGAUGUGUUUAUCCUCCCUUCCCAUAUCUACUUUCAAUCCAUUCCACUUUGGCUUUAUUGUAGUCUUUAACUCUCAACUACCAAUAUCAGAAAAAGGGUUUUGUCCUGUAAGAAAAUACAUCAGGUUAACUGCCAAAUCAGAUCAUAUGGCAGAACAUAUAUAAUGCUGUGAUGUUGCCAGUUUUGUUUACAUUGGUUUUACAGUUUUUAUUUUGUAUGGUGCUUCUACAAAUUUGUCAAAAUGAAUAAGGCACCUUUUAUUGAGGUUAAAUUAAAACAUGUAGCACUUCUCAACAACCUACGUGAAAAUCAGUUUUAAUUAUGUUUUGAAAGACUGAGAUAAAAUGACGUUUUGAGAUAAAUAUUUUUUCAUAUGCAGUUCAGUUGUGGCAUCUGGUAACCCUCAAGGUUGUUCAGACUUAUGUGUAUGAAUACUACUGUAUGUGUGUGAGUGCUUGUGUGCCUAUGUGUUUAGUGACAGUAUGUGUAUGUGUGUGUGUGUUUUACAAACUGUGACAGAUUUAACAGAUGUGUUUAUUUGUGUUUAUGUACUGUACUUUAGAGCUAUGAAGAGUUUCAUUCAACAUUUCUAGAAAGUCAUGUCAUGUCAAAUGUCAGAAAACCAUUGCUGGCAUGAAACUUAAGUAUAAUAAGUCAUGUUAACAUUCACCAAAAUGUUAUUACCUUGUAGAAUAGAACAUUUCCCCCCUUGACCAAGACCUUUUGAUUUCCAUAGGCAGAAUUUGAAUUAAUUAAAAAAAGGGCCCAUAGUAUUUUGGAAUGAACACUCUGUGUAGCUGUGUGUAUGUGUAUUAUUAUGUAGUAUGAUUUUGUACAUUAUACUGCAGUAAAUACAGUAUAAUGCAUUAAUGGAAGAAUUUUGUGUUUGGGUGAAGUUGUGCCCCUAUUUACAAUGUGUUUGUUGUCUCUACCUCUUCCGAAGGACUUAGCCAUGAAGAUUUGUGUUUAUUCAAGAGAAAUAAUGUAUUUGGAAUAUUCAGAACAUAAACUGAGAUAUCUUUAAAUAUUUUUUCUAUUUCUUGUGGUAAAUUGUGAUAUUUAAAAAAAAUAGUAUUUUUGUACAGUGAACCGUUUGACAUAUUUUCAUAUUGUGUGUAUUUUGGUAGAAAUAACUAUAAAACAUUUUUACUGAAACAUUGAAUUGACCUAUGCAAAACAUCAGAGAAACAAAAUAAUAAUGGAAAGGUGCAAUAUUGUGGUGAAAUUUACUUAUCAUUGUGAUCUUUUUGUGAAGAUGUUGUUUGUUUCUACUGUAAUUAAUAGUAAAAUGGAACAAAUUUUUG